UUCGUUAUUAUUUCUUUAUCAAGUGAUAAAUGUAAUUUAAAAAGCUAGCCUUUAAGUAAUUAUAAACAUAGUAAAUGUACCAGUUUCUACUCACUGUCUUUUAUUCUAUCAUUUUCUAUAUCAUCAUUUAGUCUAUAUCUACUCAUUUUUUAAAUCCUUUUUUAACGCCACGAUUUGGCAAAAUUAGAUAACGAAUACCCAUCGGCACGGAAGGUGUCAAAAAGAAUCUCGCUAUCAAUAGUAUCGAUAUUUGAAACGGCAUCGGAAGAAUGAUAGACUCGCUGGCAAACGUUGUCCACUGGAUUCCGGUCACUUCCACCUACGAGCGUCGCAUUUUUAAUCGUUAAGCAACGUCGCAUCGCGAGGAAGAUUCAAGUAUCAGCGACGACGUGACGAGUGUCUUUGUCCUCGAGUGAAUCACUGCGGUCUUCGCAUAAAUUUUCAUUUCGCGGUUCACAUUGUUAUACGAUGCCACACGAUUCGUCAGAUGUCCUCAGUAAAAGAAUCCGUGACUAAACAUCUCUUAAAUUAAAUCGCUCAAUGUUUCAAUAUUGCAUUAUUUUUAAUGAAACAAAGAAAAUGUUUCAUCAAUUCUUUUAAAUCCCUUAUCACGCGUUUUAUAAAAUAGAAAAUUGCUACAGAGAAGCAGACGGCGAAGGAAUACUCGUUUUCCUGGUAUGUCUCGGCUGGUCGUCUUUAUGAUUGGUGAGAAGCAAUUACUACAGUGGCUGGGGAGUCUUGUAACGCGAAUCUCCUACUGCAUAUAUUCUUCUUUUUCGGUGUCGGUGCACGCGUGUCUCGAGUGCAGGACAGGUUUCCCGGGAACAGACGCGCAUACACGCGCAUUCGCGAACACGUUUGGGUUUAUCGUCCUGGCAAAUAUGAUUCCACUGGGAGAGAACGAUGUCGGGUGUUUUUGUUUAACAUCCAAUAAUUCACGGGUCGUUGAUUAACACACUCGUCGAGUUUAAUCGAUUCUGGUUGCUAAUCACCCUCGACCAAAUGAGAUGUUCUUAUAAAUUAUGUUGGAAAAAAUUGACAUUGGUUUUAUCAGAGUCAGACAUUGAUUAAAACUUGAAACUGAUUAUUGGUCCGAAGUCUUGAAUGAUUCAACUGAUGCAGAUUUUAUGCAUUCCACAAUUCAAUAUCAAAUAUCUUUAUAUAAAAAUCCGUAGGUUUAUUAAUCCGUUCAAUCCGUUUCCAGCGAUGAUUCCUUGGCUCCUUCUGGCUCUAGCAGCCUCAGCUGCCGCGGGGCCACCCAAUAGGAUAAUAACGAUCACUGACACGAUACUGCCACCUUUGUUGGAUCCUGAUCAGAGGGAAGCCGAUGUGGAGAUCAUCGACGUGCCCGCGUUUCAACGCGGCGCAGUCGAAGGUCCGCCAAAUGAUAACUCUUUCGACGCGAGUUUCGUUACCCACGCGGAAUACGGAUCCGAAAGAUUUCCAUUGCGAGACGCGGUCGAAGCGUUGCCCUAUUAUCAGCUCGAUCCUCUGAUCACCAAUCAACCUUUGAGGGAACCUAUAAGUGGUCGAGUGCCUUUGAGGGACGCCGUGGAACAUCGGGAGGCGCCGUUCUUUUCUAACAGCGUCGAGCACGAGUCCAUUUGGAUAGAACCAUUGGCACCGCCGACUCUCACCAGAACGCAACAAAUCGUCGAUCCGAAAGUUGUCUGCUAUUUGGACUCCAGUUCCGUCCACAGAGCGGAACCGUUCUCCUUGUUUCCUCAAUCUGUACCAGACCAUCGGUGCAGUCAUUUAAUAUAUUCUGCCGCUACUUUGGGUACGCAUCGCUCGUCUCGGAGAUUUCAGAUCCAUAGAAAAAGGCUGAAUAAUGAAUACUUUUCAGAUCCGGAUGAGUUGGUCGUCGUUUCAAAGGACCGCGAAUACGACGAAAUAAAAGGCGGAUAUAAAGCAGUAACGGGACACCGGGCGAGGGACCCGGCCUUGCAAGUGCUCGUUUCGAUCUCCGCUCCAAAUAGAGGAAAGCUGUUUUCUGAGUUGACUAAAAAUCAGUGUGCAGCCCAUUGCGAGAGAUUCGCCGAGUCCCUGUUGAACUUCCUCGAGGCGCACGACUUGGACGGCGUGGAAAUCAAUUGGGAAACCUCAUCGGAACGUUCGAACGAUUUGAAACUCUUGUUGAAAACGAUUCGGAAGGCGUUCGGUGAACGUGAAUACAUUCUGGCUGUCGCUCAGAGACCCGAUGAUCCGGUUGAUCAGGAGAUUACUUCCAUAGCUGAUUUAGUCAUCCUAAGAGCGUGGAGAGACAGUCCCGCGUUCAGGAGGGAGAAAUUGGCUCUUCAUCCGGCUCCUUUCAAGUACGUCGUUCGCGUGACGAAUAAAUGGCUCGAACGGGUGCCCAGGGAGCACAGGUCGAAAAUUAUCCUUGGCAUACCCGUCUUCGGACAAGGGUACACUUUGAAAUUUGGAAACUUCACCGGCGCUGGGUCACCCAUCGUCGACCCGGCGAUCGAUCACAACUACGAUGAGCAGAAAAACGGGAGGAUGUCCUAUUAUCAGAUUUGCGAGAAGCUGGAAGAUGGAUUAUGGGCUUCUAGGAGAGACGAGGAAGGACCGUAUAUAAAACGCGGAGACCAGUGGGUCGGCUACGAGGAUCCAUUGUCGGUGAAAAUCAAGACAGCCUACGUUAGGUCCAUCGGCCUCGGCGGUGUUUCCUUGUGGUCCAUAGAUCUUGACGAUUUUCAAGUAAUCCUUACUUCUCUUAUAAAUAUUCUCGUGUAUUCCAAAACUCGAAUGUAUAUUCGUUCUCAGGGCAUUUGUGGAAAUCCUUGGCCAAUGUUGAAUGCCGCCACCGAAUCUAUUGGUUUUUACGAUGAGGCACAGCUUGAGAAGUGUUCUACGGAUGGACUUAGUAAGGAUCCGGAGAACUGCUCAGGGUUCUACAGCUGCCAUAAUGAAAAGCGUUAUCGCGGCCAGUGCGGAGUGGGAAAGUUCUUCGACCCGGUUAAAAACCGGUGCGUGAAAGCUAGCCGGGAUGUAUGCAAACCGGGACAGUUCCAACAGAUUCAGGAACAUUCUCAUUUCGGUGAGAUCAGGGAGACACAGGAGCAACAGCAUUUACAAUUCUCCAACGAGAAGGGAGUACGCGUGGUCUGUUACAUCACGUCCUGGUCCGUAUAUCGGAAAGGCGACGGUUUAUUCGUCCCAGAACGGUUGGACUCUCGACUGUGCACCGACAUAAUUUACGCGUUCGCUGGAUUAAAUCCAGACACGCUACUUAUUCAACCUUUCGAUCCAUGGGUCGACAUCGAACACAACUUGUACGAGCGUAUAACGAUGAAGGGAUCGAGGGUGUUGCUGGCAAUCGGAGGUUGGACCGAUAGCACCGGCGACAAGUACUCCCGGCUGGUGAGCAGCGGUGCCGCUCGCCGCAAAUUCGUAGCUUCCGCGAUCAACUUCCUGAAGAAGCACAACUUUGACGGCCUGUCCUUCGAGUGGAAUUACCCGAAAUGUUGGCAGAGCGAUUGCCGGAAGGGUCCGGACUCCGAUAAGCCGAACUUUACCAAACUGAUUCAGGAGUUGAGGAAGGAGUUCGACCAGCAGCAACCGAAGCUCACCCUGGCUGUGACGAUGUCAGGGUACAAAGAAGUGAUCGACAGAGCUUACGAGGUCCGAGAUAUCUCACAACUAGCUGAUUUCGUCACGGUGAUGACUUACGAUUAUCACGGUGCUUGGGAGUCGAAAACUGGACAUUUGUCGCCUCUCUUCGGGAAUACUGCUGAUAGCAAUCCGUACUACAACGUAAAUUCUACGAUGGAAUAUCUAGUUAAUCUUGGCGCUGAGAAAUCGAAGCUCCUGGUGGGCAUUCCUAUGUACGGGCAAGCUUAUCGACUGUCCACCGAGGAUCUAUCAAACAUUGGCGAUCCAGCAACGGGGCCUGGAACUCCUGGAGAAUUUACGAGACAGCCAGGCAUGCUGGCUUAUUACGAAAUAUGCGACAGAAUCCAAAACAAGGGUUGGAAGAUCGGAUCAGGGCCGAGUGCUUAUCAGAAGGAUCAGUGGGUUGGCUACGACGAUCGAGAGAGCGUUUACGCGAAGGGACAAUACAUUUUGCAGAACGGUUUCGGAGGCGCUACGCUGUGGACCGUGGAUUUAGACGAUUUCACUAACCGCUGCUGCUUGGAAUCCUUCCCUCUUCUGAAGAGCAUAAACCGCGCUCUAGGUCGUUUAAGGAGUAAGCCAUCCGAAGGGUGCCAAAGACCACCCGAGCCGGUUACACCGCAACCACCUACCCUGACGACCCAUCGUGAUGCCAUAGACGAAACUCUUCGACCGACUACACCGAUGUCGACCACGAAAACGACCACGUGGCCGUCGUGGACAGAGAAACCGAGCACAACUACCCAACGAACGACGAGGACCACUUGGCCGACUUGGACGUGGAAACCGAGCGAUAAACCGGCAUCCACAACCCAAAGUAUUUCUUCAUCAUCGACCGUGUCUUCAACGACCAAACCACCGGUGGUGCAGUCGACGACGGAAGCAAUAGAAGUGUCGGAGAAUCCAGCGGAUUCCUCGAAGCCUGGAACAUCGUGCAUGACCGGGGAAUACACUUCGGAUCCUGAUAACUGCAAUAAUUACUUUAGAUGCGUUCUCGGCGAAUUGCAACGUGAGCAAUGCGCGCUAGGACUGCAUUGGGACGCGAGACGAAAUAUCUGCGACUGGCCAGCUGCGGCGAAAUGUCAAGUGGGAACCACAGUUUCGGUAACUGAAAAGCCGUCGUCGACCACUGAGAAGAGUACCACAACUACGACGACAACGGCAAGACCGACUACGGUGUCAACGACUACGAAAGCUACUACCCAGAAGCCGAUAACUACGGAGAGUCCAGAUGAAGAGACAGAGAAAAAUUGCGUUCACGGGCAGUAUUACUCGUACCCGAAUUCGUGUACGAGCUUCAGGAUUUGCGUGAACGGGAACUUAGUCUCACAGCAAUGCGGGCCGGGAUUGAACUGGAACAAGGAAAAAAAUAUGUGCGAUUGGGCGUUCAAGAAUCCUUGCAUCGAGAAACCGAAGAAAACGGCUUCGUUGGUCGCGGCUGGUGCCAAGUCUACCCCAUGCACGCCUGAGAGCUACUCCAGCGUACCGGGGGAUUGCGAAAGUUUCAAGGCUUGUCUGUGGGGUCGGUACGAGGUGUUCCGUUGCGCUCCAGGAUUGCACUUCAACGAGAGGACGAGGAUAUGCGACUGGCCGUCUCGAGCUAACUGCCAGGACAAUUCUGUGCCAACGGACAAUCAAGAAUCGAGCACUCCUGGCAACGAACUGCCCAGCGUACCAACCAUUUCGACUGAGAAAGCGUGGGAAGCCAGCACCACUGAGCCAACCACCAGUUUACCCUCGGCCGUCAUAGAUCCUGAGAAGGUCUCACCAUUGUCCGGACAUUACAAGAUUGUCUGUUACUUCACGAAUUGGGCCUGGUACCGAAGAGGAGUCGGUCGUUACGUUCCGGAAAAUAUCGACCACACGCUGUGCACGCAUAUCGUCUACGGAUUUGCCGUCUUGGAUUAUUCAGAUCUGAUCAUAAAAGCUCACGAUUCCUGGGCUGAUUACGACAAUCAUUUCUAUGAACGGGUGGUUGCGUAUAAAAAGCGGGGAUUGAAAGUGUCUCUUGCUUUGGGAGGCUGGAACGACUCUGCUGGCGACAAGUACAGUCGAUUGGUGAAUAAUCCUGCCGCCAGGAAGAAAUUCAUCCAGCAAGCUAUUCAGUUCUUGGAGAAAUACGAUUUCGAUGGAUUGGACCUCGACUGGGAGUACCCCGUCUGUUGGCAGGUUGACUGUAAGAAAGGACCAGCCUCGGAUAAGCAGGGAUUCGCGGAUCUGCUGAGAGAACUGAGCAGCGAGCUGAAACCCAGAGGACUGUUACUCAGUUCUGCAGUCUCGCCGAGCAAACAGGUGAUAGAUCAUGGGUACGACGUUCCAGCACUCGCUAAAUAUCUCGACUGGAUCGCGGUGAUGACUUACGACUUUCACGGGCAAUGGGACAAGAAAACGGGCCACGUAGCGCCGCUCUAUUACCACCCGGACGACGAUUACUAUUAUUUCAACGCGAACUAUUCCAUUAAUUAUUGGAUAGCAAAAGGUGCCCCUCGACGGAACAUCGUUAUGGGAAUGCCGUUGUACGGGCAAUCGUUCAGUAUAAACGAUCAGAGCGCAGGCACGGGGUUGAACGUUCCAGCAAGUGCUGGACAAGCGGGAGAAUUUACUCGAGCUGCAGGAUUCUUAUCCUAUUACGAGAUCUGUAGUAGGAUACGAAACCGCGGGUGGAACGUUGUACAAGAUCCGGAACGUCGAAUGGGUCCUUAUGCGUACAAAGGCAACCAGUGGGUCAGCUUCGACGACGCGGACAUGAUUCGUAAGAAAGCCGAGUACAUUAGAGAGAUGGGUCUGGGUGGCGGAAUGGUUUGGGCAUUGGAUCUCGAUGAUUUUCGAGGAAAGUGCGGCGAGGGACAGCAUCCCUUGAUGCAUACACUUCAGGAAGUACUGGCUCCACCCCCGAACAAAGAGGAAGAACCUGAGAAACCAGCAAUUACUGAGAACGAUUUAGAUCAAGGUCCGAUGCCGCCUUCGGUAGCAUCUUCUACGGCUAGGACGCCGAUACCGACGUCGACUUCGAGGGAUCAAGCGCAACCUGAGGAUAAAUUCAAAGUAAUAUGCUACUUUACGAAUUGGGCUUGGUACCGUCAAAACGGAGGGAAGUUCCUACCGGAAGAUGUGGACACAGACUUGUGUACCCACGUUCUAUACGGUUUCGCGGUUCUAGAUGGAUCGCAGUUGACCAUCAAGUCGCACGAUCCUUGGGCGGAUAUAGAUAACAAAUUCUACGAGAGAGUGGCAGCGUUGAAGAAGAAGGGAGUGAAAGUGUUGAUGGCUAUCGGAGGCUGGAACGAUUCGGCAGGCGACAAGUACAGUCGUUUAGUGAAUUCACCGUCAGCCAGGAAGAGAUUCAUCGAGAACGUGAUUCAGUUCAUCGAGAAAUACGAAUUCGAAGGGCUGGAUCUGGAUUGGGAAUAUCCCGUAUGCUGGCAGGUGGAUUGUAACAAAGGUCCAGAGUCCGACAAAGAAGGAUUCGCGAGUUUGGCGAGGGAACUGAGCGAAGAAUUUAAACCGAGAGGUUUAUUGUUGUCGGCUGCAGUUUCACCGAGCAAACGCGUCAUCGAUGCCGGAUACGAUGUGCCAGCUUUGGCGAAAUACUUGGACUGGAUAUCAGUGAUGACCUACGAUUAUCAUGGCCAGUGGGACAAGAAAACUGGACACGUCGCUCCUCUCUAUUCGUUGCCUAACGACUGGGAGCCGACCUUCAACGCUAAUUUCUCUAUUCAUUAUUGGAUGGAGAAGGGUGCCCCGGCAGAUAAACUAGUAAUGGGAGCACCAUUGUACGGUCAAUCGUUCACUUUGGCCGAGAGAAGUCACAGAGGAUUAAACGCCCCGACUUACGGCGGUGGCGAAGCCGGGGAGGCAACGAGAGCUCGCGGUUUCUUAUCCUAUUACGAGAUUUGCGAAAGAACCCUGAAGGGUGGUUGGACCGUCGUACAAGACAAACAACGGCGGAUCGGUCCGUACGCGUAUAAAGGCGAUCAAUGGGUCAGCUUCGAUGAUGCCAGGCAAAUCAAACUGAAGGCAGAAUUGAUAAAGGACCUCGGGUUGGCCGGUGGCAUGAUCUGGGCGCUCGACUUGGAUGAUUUCAAGAAUAGAUGCAACUGCGAACCCAGUCCGCUUUUAAGAACCAUGAACAGAGUUCUAAGGGAUUAUCCUAAAGGCCCGCUGUGCCCCGUAACAAAUGAAUUUACGACUAUCGAUGCUGGAGAAUCUAGUACAGAAUCUACGACCACUGAACGACCAAGUUGGGAACCAGUAACUUCUCCUAGACCUACGUAUUUACCCCCGGUAUCAACGACCGUAGAUCCGGACACCGACGAUACAAUUGAGAUAGAAGCUGGACCACCGAUAGUAGACGGUUCGCCUCAGGACUGUGGCAAUCGUUUGUUCGUCCCGCAUAAGAAAGAUUGCUCCAAGUACUUUUUAUGUAACUUCGGAAUGCUCACCGAGCAUUCCUGCCCCCCCGGCCUUUACUGGAACGAGAACCGAUGCGACUGGCCGGAAAACACUAAAUGCAGGGCAGCUCAACGCCAAUCGAACGAGCUACUGCCGCUGAUCUCAAACCCGGAAACGGACAACAAGAAGGUGAUCUGUUAUUUGACGAAGUGGGCACAGAGGCGACCGGGUGCAGGACAAUUCCAACCGGAGGAUAUCAUCACGGACCUCUGCACCCAUGUCGUCUACGGUUUUGCCACGUUGGAUCCGUUACGAUGGACGAUACAAAAUCUUCAAGGCGUCAGACAGAAAAGAUCACUUGAUGCAUUGAUGGAUAUUAAGAGAAGAACCGGACUGAAGGUUCUGCUUGCUUUGGGAGGCUGGGAGGAAUCCAAAGACGAAAAGUAUAGCAGAUUGGCACAUGACCCGGUGGAACGACGAAGAUUCGCAAGCCAUGCUUCCCGUUACCUUCAGAAUCACGGGUUUGACGGUCUAGAUUUGGUCUGGGAGUAUCCAGUGUGCUGGCAGAUGGAUUGCAAUCUUGGGCCAUCGACCGAUAAAGAAGCCUACACAGCAUUGUUAGAAGAACUGAGUGCAGCCUUCAAACCCAAAGGUCUAUUGCUUUCCGCUGCGGUAUCAGCUAGCAAACAAGUGAUCGACGUAGCUUACGAUAUCCCAGCGUUAUCGAGAUACCUGGACUGGCUCGGUGUAAUGAGUUAUGACUAUCAUACGUAUUUGGACGGUAAGACUGGUCACGUCGCGCCGCUUUAUCGCCAACCGGGAGAGCAGGAUGAAUACUUGAACGCGAACUUCUCGAUAACGUACUGGUUGGAGCAAGGUGUACCAUCGAACAAGCUUAUAAUGGGUGUGCCGACGUAUGGGCAAAGCUUCACGUUACGGGGAAAGCCGGAAGAAAGCCUCGGCGCGGAUGUGUCUGGGCCUGGACACCCAGGAAACUUCACUAGAUCCGCUGGCAUGCUUGCGUUUUAUGAGAUAUGCGAUAACGUGAUAAAUAAAGGUUGGUCCGCGAUCAAGGACCCAGAGAAUCUACGUGCUAACAAAGGUGAUCAAUGGGUCAGCUAUGAAGAUGUAUCCAGUAUAAAGCGAAAGGCGGAAUUCGUGAGGCAUUUAAAUCUCGCCGGAGCGAUGGUUUGGUCACUGGAUCUAGACGAUUUCAAUCAGCAGUGCGGCUGCGGCAAGUAUCCCUUGACUACGGCGCUGGGUCAAGGAAUCAGAGGAGUACAGGAUCUCAGAAAGGAUUGUACCUGAGGUACACGUGUCUCAGGAAAACGCGCGGAUGUUUUAUGUCGUCGCGUUCCUCUUUUACAAAUGUCGACGAAACAUAUAUGACGUAAAUUCGUAUUAAACGAUACGUUUCGGAAAGGAACUGUGUAAACGAUAGUAAACAAACAUUUUCCACUAUCGCGUUACAUUUUCCAGCUAAUACGUACGUUCUAGUUACUACAAAUCAUUCGAUGAAUUGAGAAAUAGAUAAGUGACACAAGAGUUCAAGUUUACGUUUCAGGAAAAAUUGGACAAAAGUGUAGUAGAUAAGGAAUAUAGAUAAUAAGCAUACAUGGAAUGGAAAAUAUGUUCACAAACACUGCGAUUAGCAAAAUAUGUACUCUUCCGGGUGACGUGCAUCAGAUUUGUCCGCGUGUGAAAGAUAUUAACGUGGAAUCAACGUCACGUCCCCCGAGAAGACGAUCUAUUAAAAUGCAUUGCAUACAUAAAUGCACCCAUUAAACAUCUGUAUAUGUUACCAGUAUACAUUCUAAAUAUACGCCGUAUCAUUAAAGUGAA
Ceratina calcarata is the source of this 9852-nucleotide messenger RNA. RefSeq names its product putative chitinase 10. The transcript has 26 exons. Gene Ontology annotation, molecular function: chitin binding; chitinase activity. Gene Ontology annotation, biological process: chitin catabolic process; carbohydrate metabolic process. Bases 1105 to 9318 code for a protein of 2737 amino acids. NCBI's taxonomy places the organism in Eukaryota, Metazoa, Arthropoda, Insecta, Hymenoptera, Apidae. The record is from RefSeq and is a predicted model, not a curated record. Gene Ontology annotation, cellular component: extracellular region.